Molecule: messenger RNA, 747 nt
Organism: Fonticula alba
Lineage: Eukaryota; Rotosphaerida; Fonticulaceae
Exons: 4
Coding region: 1-747 (248 amino acids)
Biological process (GO): cellular response to amino acid starvation; positive regulation of TORC1 signaling
Cellular component (GO): nuclear pore outer ring; Seh1-associated complex
Molecular function (GO): structural molecule activity; protein binding
Source: RefSeq, a predicted model, not a curated record
AUGUGCCCGGGUGCCAAUGCACCGGACCCAGCCUCCUCCCGACUCUCUGGCCGCGCCCUUGACUCCUUCGACCCCUGCCAGACGCCCACGCAAUCCCUCGGCCCGGUGCCCACGCGCGACACCGAUGGGCACUUCUGCCUGGCUUGGAGCCCCUCGCGCUCCGGGGCCUCGGUCCUGGCGGUCGGCUGCCAGCGGGAGAACUGUGUGAAGCUCUUCACCUACGUCGAGAACCUCCGCAAGUGGGAGCACAUCGCCAGCCUGGCCCACACGGCGGCCGUCAAUGACCUGGCCUGGGCGCCGGAAAUCGGCCGCACGCACAACCUCCUGGCCACAUGCAGCCGCGAUGGCCGGGUACGCAUCUGGCGCGUUCCGCUGGCUCUGGAGCCGGCGGCCGCUGGCGGGCUGCUGGAGCCGGCGGCCGGGGCCGCGCGGCCGCGGUCCCCCCCGGCGGCCGGGGCCCCGCAGAUCACCGUCCAGGCCUCGGUCCCGGCCUUCCCAUGCACCCUGGCCGAUGAUGAGGGGGCCCUUUCCACCAUCUAUCCCCUGCUGGACGACGUGCACUCGGCCGGGCAGUCUGUCUGGCGGGUGUCCUGGAAUCUGACCGGCACCACGCUGGCCUCCUCCGGGGACAACGGCUGCGUGCGCCUGUAUGGCUCCAACCUCCUCGGUCGGUGGACCUGCUUCAAUGUGCUGGCCUCGACAUCGACCUCGCGCCCGGCGAGCGAGUUGAUCCCCUUCCGCACGUGA